Exophiala oligosperma is the source of this 1870-nucleotide messenger RNA. RefSeq lists its product as uncharacterized. Bases 591 to 1475 code for a protein of 294 amino acids. The record is from RefSeq and is a predicted model, not a curated record. The transcript has 2 exons. NCBI's taxonomy places the organism in Eukaryota, Fungi, Ascomycota, Eurotiomycetes, Chaetothyriales, Herpotrichiellaceae.
CAGGAACAUCAACAAAUUGGACGUCAUGGGCCUUGUCCAUUAAGGCCCUUUUAGGCGUAUCAUUGUCACUGAAACUACUACUCAUCCAGUAGCUCAGAACCAUCCCUCUCCACGUCGCUGAUGCGCUUCUUACUGCUCCAGACUGAGGCCGAGUACUCACUUAUACGCUGUCAAUCUACCUGCCUACGGUACCUUACCUUGCCUUAUUCACAAAAGACCGCGUCCUCUGCCUCGAAUCACCGUCGCUCCCCUUGUUCCAUGGCUGGUCAGCCGAUGCGAGCGUCAUUCCUCUGCAAAUCGCAUCUCUCUCGCCUAUGUACCCGGAAAGGCACAUGCCUCACUCCGAGUUCAACAGGUCUUCGUCUUCGUCCUCGUCCUCGUCCUUGUGAAAGAUCCUUCGAUUUCUGCAACGCACCUGCCCUCGUGGCCGUGUGGUACCUCUCUCCACCUUGAAAUUCUCACAAAAGAAAGUCCUCUCCUGCCAGACUCCUUUGGCAACUAUCGUCCUCCCUCUCUCUCUCUCUCUCUUUUUCUAUAUUUUCUGUCAUUGCUGAGCUUCCUCCUGUUACAAGAGUGCACGCCAAUUCAACAUGAACAACGAUCUGUAUAUCCUUCCUAAUGCAACCGAGCCUCAGGUCCUCCACUCCUCUCUGCCUCUGCAUCCCAUUCUGGUCGUUGCUGCCCUCGCCAUCUCGUUGGUGAGCUUUGCACUGUGGUGUGUCCAAGAUUAUCGCUUGUACAAGUCACUGGGACCAGGAGGGCCACCAUACAAUGUGUACGGCUGGGUCCUGACCUCCUUCAUCGUUCGUCCUUAUACACUCUCAGCACAUGACACGACAUGGACAGGUGACUAUCCUGAGAAUGCUGCCCACAAAGAGAUUCUGGCACUUCCAAAUCGAAAAGGAUCUCGCCCACUGAUCCUGGGCAUUGCUCCUCAACGACAAUUCAGCCAGAACCCGGGACCGUCGAUGAAUGCGCGUGUGACAUCUCUUUUUACCUCACUUGUUUUGAGAAAUCCUAGGUCACUGCAGCAAAACCUUUCCAGCCUUGAAAAGCACAACAUUGCUCUUUUUGUACAUCCAAGUCUCCUAGCCAAACCUCAAAACCUUCCCGAGGUUGCCACCGUCUCCCGAGGAGAACUUGGUCAUAUCCACGGCGACGCAUCCAUGCAUCUGUAUUUCUCACCUGCAGAUGCCAAAGAGAUCAUUGAGAAGGGCUGGGCCGAACGACACCGUUGUGCAAGAACAGCUCCAUGGUGGUUAGGUGGCAGGAAAUACAGUUGGAAGAUCGGAGACACGUUUCUGAUAGUGUAUGCUCCAAGAAAUGAGGAAGAGUUGGAAAUUCUGCAGACUUUGCUCAGAGCCAGUGCUAGAUUUAUGACCGGAGAAGAGACGGUGGUGGCGCCAUUGAAGGAUGACCAAGAGAUGGAGCAUGAACAUGAUCAUUGCCGAAGGAAAAGUGCUCCCGCAGCCUGACGAUGCUCUUUCUGGACGCCAUGAUAUCUGUCAGACUGGCAAGUCAACAAUGUCGAUUCACGAUGGCAUUCUCAAAGCAUAUGGCUCCUGGAGUGUUGGGGAUGUCAUUGUUAUCAUGGACCGUGGUAUGGGAAGAGAGAUGGAAAUCAACUUGUCAACUACAACGACCAUCAUGUUUUAGAACGUUCACUGUGCGGAGUCCGGACGGAUUGAACACUCAUGAAGAAUUCUAGGAGAUGAAAGAAAAUAGCAAUCAAUCGUCUGGUUAAAAGCUCGCACUGGACGAAAUAUGUACCUAUAUGUAAUCUGUGCUCCGUACUAGGCUUGCUCUCGUACUAACGAGCGCAGCCGAGAAUAAGCGCAAAAUACUGACCCGUCAAUGCCGCCGAUCGGGC